AUGACGUCUCGCGACGCGCAGAUCGUGUCCUUGCGCAACCAAAUUGCGUCCUGCGAAGUCCAACUUCAACGGCUGCGGGACCAGCUUCUUGAAGCCGAGAACGAUCGUGAUAUCUCAUCGCGCGACACAAGUGGUCAAAUUUCACUAGGUCUAGGAGAGAUAGCUCCCGAAUCACUUCCUGCAGAGGCUUCAGAGGGUUCUUCUCAUCAGCAGAAUGGAGACAAGGUCGUAAAAUUAUGGCCGCUGGACAAGCACGAAUAUAGACGCUAUGGCCGACAGCUCAUAAUGCCAGAAAUCGGGCUAACAGGUCAACUACGUCUGAAAUCCUCCUCGGUAUUAGUGGUUGGUGCAGGCGGUUUGGGGUGCCCUGCAGCAGCAUACCUGGCGGGAGCUGGUGUAGGUAUGAUAGGGCUGAUAGAUGGAGAUACUGUAGAAGAGUCCAACCUCCAUCGACAAAUACUGCAUAGCACGGAGCGUGUCGCAAUGCCUAAGGUUGAUAGUGCUAUAGCUUCGCUAAGAUCAUUAAAUCCGACGGUCAAAUACAUCCCGUACCAUACACGUCUGACUGCAGAAAUUGCGCUCGAUAUCUUCGAGAAAUACGACGUCAUUCUCGACUGUACAGACACACCAGCAUCCCGAUAUUUAAUAUCGGACGCUUGUGUACUAUCACAGAAACCUCUCGUAUCAGCUUCCGCACUUCGCACUGAUGGCCAACUCAUGGUUCUAAACAACCCUCCACUACCUCCCGGACACGCACAAGGCGGGCCCUGCUAUAGAUGUGUUUUCCCAAAGCCACCGCCCGCAGCAAGCGUGGUGAGUUGUGGCGACGGUGGUAUUCUCGGGCCUGUUGUGGGAACUAUGGGAGUCCUGCAAGCCCUUGAGACGAUCAAAAUCAUCGCAAAAGGCAUCCAGCGGUAUUCGGACUUCGACUCAACAUACCUCCAAAAGGGCCUUCCGUCUGGAAAUAGUGUCCCUGAUCCUCAUAGGCUCUCCGAGCCACCAUCUCUACUCCUGUUCUCUGCCUUUUCCAACCCACCCUUCCGUUCAAUACGCCUUCGGACCAGGAAAGCAAAAUGCAGCGCUUGUUCCGCACAGACUACAGUUACUCGGGAAGCACUUAAGUCCGGAUCUCUCGAUUACGUACAGUUCUGUGGAGCUGUAAGUCCUGUGGAUGCCCUGGCUGCUACGGAGCGGGUAUCUGUAGAGGAAUACUCUCGGAUUCGGGAUGGCUCAAUCCCCGCCGAGGACACCAAGACUAUGCCUACGGAGCAUAUACUAGUGGAUGUCCGCGAAAAAGUCCAGUUCGAACUAUGCAAUCUAGAUGGAAGUAUGAAUAUACCUUACUCUAUUGUAGCCCGCAGUUCCUCAUCGGAGUCUGGCAAACCUUCGUCACAAGCUCCUUCAGAAGAUGACUGGGUUGCGCAGCUGCGCACCUUGGCGAAUGACAAGCCAAUAUAUGUUGUUUGUAGACUCGGAAAUGAUUCUCAACUCGCAGUUAGAAAAAUGAAAGAGAUGGGUCUUGACAGCGGUGGUACGCGUUGGAUAGGGGAUAUCAGAAAUGGAUUGAGAGCUUGGAUGAAGAGGAUAGACCCCGAUUUUCCAGAGUAUUGAUCGACGUACACGUUGGAUCACUCUCAGUGUUACUGUAUAAUAGAUUGGGAUAUUCCAUCCAAUGCAUGAUUUCAUUCUCAAUACGUACCAUUUUUAGCUGUCAAAGCCUCACUGAAUGAAUC
This is a messenger RNA of Mytilinidion resinicola, 1733 nucleotides long. RefSeq lists its product as uncharacterized. The transcript has 3 exons. Gene Ontology annotation, molecular function: adenylyltransferase activity; thiosulfate-cyanide sulfurtransferase activity; URM1 activating enzyme activity. NCBI's taxonomy places the organism in Eukaryota, Fungi, Ascomycota, Dothideomycetes, Mytilinidiales, Mytilinidiaceae. Gene Ontology annotation, cellular component: cytosol; cytoplasm. Gene Ontology annotation, biological process: tRNA wobble position uridine thiolation; protein urmylation. The record is from RefSeq and is a predicted model, not a curated record. The coding region runs from base 1 to 1611 and encodes 536 amino acids.